This is a messenger RNA of Caenorhabditis auriculariae, 5578 nucleotides long. Lineage: Eukaryota; Metazoa; Nematoda; Chromadorea; Rhabditida; Rhabditidae. The record is from the annotation of a GenBank genome assembly.
AUGUCACCUAGAAUCAUAUUUCGUUCAAGUUAUUUUUCAUACUAGUGUAAUAAGAUGUUCUUCUUCUCUAUCUUUUUCUUGAAGGCCUAACUUCAAGGACGACCGGCGAUCAUUUGUUGGUGAGUUUUUCAUUUAAAUUUUUUAUUACUUUUUUUUUUUGCUUUUUCAGACUUUCAGUCAAAGGUUUGUGGAUAAUUAUAGCGAUGCGUCGAAUGAAGAACGCCGGGACAUUCUUGCGAACCUUGGGAAAGACUACGGCGUCAAUAAAGCGGCGCUGAACCACGCUAUCGCCAUGUACAGUAAGGUUGAAAAAACGGCCGUUCGAAAUAUUCUUGUUGGUAUUCAGAAUGAGUUUUUGUAUCCGGAAGUGAGGUCUUCAGCCACUGCAACCUACGUCAAAUUGCUGCAAGCAGUAGGGAAUUUGCCAGGUGGCGUCAUGAAAAUUUGCGCGAUUCGUGCUAAUUUACUGGUUCGUUUUUCAAAUAUCGUUCAUAUCAAAAAGUCAGGUUUUCUCAGAACAUUGUGAGAAAUGAAGCCAACAAGGAAAAGUUGCUCAUUUUUCGUCAUUUGGAGGCGGCAUGUAAAGAAAUGCUGACUUCUUGGUUCUGCUUGAGUAGUUUGAAACUGGAGCGACUCACUUGGGAAUCACCUGGCGACAUUUUGCAAAAGGUUUUUCGCUUUUUUUGAAAAAAAAAGUAUAAAAAUCAGUAGGUGGCCGAGUACGAAGCUGUCCAUCCCGUCAGAGGUCUUACCGAUUUUCGAAAACGAUUGGGACCUCUCAGAAGGUCUGAUUUUCCUUUUUUUUUCAUUCUUUUGGGAUAUUUUCAGAUGUUUCUAUUUUUUGCACGAAGCUCUACCGCGACAGCCGCUCGUCAUGGUCCACGUUGCACUUCUGAAAGAAAUCGCCGACAACGUUCAGGUUAGGCUUUUUUGAGAAUUCUUCCCAUUUCUUUUUUCAGACCAUAGUUGAAAGCGGCGUUCCAGUAGGAAAAGAAGAAGAUCAAACGACAGCAAUCUACUAUUCAAUAACUUCAACUCAGCCAGGUACUCGUUUAUAAGUAUAUAAUAUUUGGAAACCUUCAUAGGAUUGAGUGGAAUCGACCUGGGAAAUAUGCUGAUCAAAGAAGUUGCGUCGCAAUUGCAAACGGAUGUCCCUUCGAUAAAAGUCAGUAACCAACGAAACGAGUAAUAUUGUUCUUCAGGUCCACAGCACCCUGUCGCCGAUACCAGGCUUCAGGCCGUGGCUCAUUCGAAAUCUCCAUGGGAACGCCGAAUACGGUCAGAACAAAACGAGAACCACAUGAACUUAAAAAAAAAGUUUCGAAAACUGCAAACAACUAAGAAAAUGCUAUUUUAAAUAUGUUUCUAAAUCAGCAUACUUUCAUUUUUAUAACAAGAAAUUCCCAGAUUUUAUAAAAUUUGGUGAACAUUUAUCACUACUGAAACAUUUUCAAGACUCUGUUGUUGAUGACCGAGCUGUUGAACUCGUAUCGCAGAUGAGCGGCAAAAAGUUGGACAAAAAGGACGCCGAAAAACUUUUAUUGCAGGUUUGUUUUAGAAAUGGAAAUGGUUCAACUAUCAAAGAGAUUUUCCUUUUUUUUUAACUUCUUCCAUCCCAAAUAAAAACUGACUAAAGGCGGAAGCAUUUUUCCGCUCUUCUAGAGACUUUUCAUAUUUUUCGAUCCCAAAAAUUACCAUGUAACAAAGCAAAAUUGUGUUUUUAUAGAAUAAAUGUGGAUGAGAGCUUUGAAAUAAAAAAAAACUUCAAAAAGCUUGAAUAUGGAUAUUUUUUUCUAAAGUACUGAUGGAAGAUCUUGACGGAACUUUAACCUGUGAAACUUCUUUUUUUCUCUCGACGGCUCUAUCCAAAAAUUUGCACAGAUAGAGAUUUUCAGAUGAUUCUCAAACACUAAACAAUGACGCUUCUUGUUACGGAAUAGAGUUUUCAAAACAUAGGUUCUCGGUAAUGAAAGGACUGAUCUGGAGCAGCUGAAACUCUUGAAGGAGUUCUUGAUCUACGCCUGCGCCCACUAUUUGUGCAAAGCCAAGCGGAAUGGCUUUGCUCUGAACCCUGUCGGUGAGAUCCCCGACAAUAAAUAAAUCCUAAUUUGGACAUUCCAGCCAACUUCCACAUCCGCAACGGGGCAGAGCUUUAUCGGCUGAACUGGAUGGGCGACACGAGUCAUCGCGGGAUCAACAACAGUUUCGGCCUUAUGGUCAACUACAGGUUGGUAUGGGCAUUGGUUGGAAAAACAUUUUGGUCAAAAAUGAAGCUUAUAAACUAACCGGCAAGUAACUUCUUUUGAUCAUCCACCAAAGCUUAGUGAUUUUUUCUUCAUUGAAAUUUUUUACUUUGCAAGGUUUAAUUUCUAUUUUUCUCAUUUCUUAACAACGAUGUAGAUCUUAGAUAAAUCAUAAAAGUCUACAGAGCCAAAAAAACUAUCAUUUCUGUUUAAAAAUUGUUUCAGAACAGCUGUUUAAAAGUAUUUUUCUAGGAACAAAAAGGGGGAUGCAAUUAAUAUUUAGUCAUUAUAGUUUCGAAAAUUGACCGUUCGACCGACCGUUCGACCAAUAUUUUUUCAACAUGUCAUAAUAAAUGGUCAUUGGUCGAACGGUUGGAGUUUCAACAUUUCAACAUGUCACUUCAGAAUGACAUGUUGGUUUUUGACCGUUCGAAAUGUCACUCUGAAAUUGGUCGGUCAUUUUUCGAACGUUCGAAAUGUCACUUCGAAAUUGGUCGGUCAUUUUUUUCGAACGUUCGAAAUGUCACUUCAAAAAUGGUCGGUCAUUUUUUGACCGUUCGAAAUGUCACUCUGAAAAUGGUCGGUCAUUUUUCGAACGUUCGAAAUGUCACUUCAAAAAUGGUCGGUCAGUUUUUGACCGUUCGAAAUGUCACUCUCAAAAUGGUCGGUCAUUUUUUGACCGUUCAAAAUGUUACUCUUGAAUUGGUUGGUCAUUUUUUUCGACCGUUCGAAAUGCCUAUUCGAAAAUUUUCUCUUACGCUGGAAGUGAGGGCUCGUGCGCGAGACACAUUCCUUCUUACUGCGUUCCAGUCUUUCACGUGCAAACUUUGAGCCGUCAUAAUUUGACUACGAGGCAAAAGGCGAGAUAUUUUUAUUUUUUUGAUUUGGAAUCAGCAUGCCUUAAAGUACACCCCUGCGAAGUUUCAUCAAAAGUUCAACCGGGGGAUAAAAACAGUUUCCUUGUCAGAGUAACUAGGAGCUUACUCAUUAUCACGAAGCACGCGGAGUUUUCUCAAAAUUCCAUACUUUUCGCAAACGUUGAUUCAAUUUAUUUCAUUUCAGACAUUUCAAACUUUUUUCAGUCAAAUUUCGAUCGUUUGAAACGCCAUUUCAAAAAUUGGUCGUUCAUUUUUUUGACCGUUCAAAAUGUCACUCUUAAAAUGGUCGGUCAUUUUUCGAACGUUCGAAAUGUCACUUCAAAAAUGGUCGGUCAUUUUUUGACCGUUCGAAAUGUCACUCUGAAAAUGGUCGGUCAUUUUUUGACCGUUCGAAAUGUCACUCUGAAAAUGGUCGGUCAUUUUUCGAACGUUCGAAAUGUCACUUCAAAAAUGGUCGGUCAUUUUUUGACCGUUCGAAAUGUCACUCUGAAAAUGGUCGGUCAUUUUUUGACCGUUCGAAAUGUCACUCUGAAAAUGGUCGGUCAUUUUUCGAACGUUCGAAAUGUCACUUCAAAAAUGGUCGGUCGGUUUCGUAAAUUUCAGAAAUUGGUCGGUCAAACGAACGGUCAGAAAAAUGACAUGUUAUAACCGUUCGAAAAACUGAACGGUCAUAUCAGUUGAACGGUCUAAUUGGUCGAACGGUCGAAUUUUAGAACACUAUUAGUCAUCGCUCGCUUGUGCAGGAAAAAAAAAUGAUCCAGAACUUUUUUCUCGCAAACUGAUUUGCUUUUCGUGGGACCUUUGUGUCUCAAAAUAGCGGCUAAUCAACGAUAACGAUGAAAAAAAAAAUGCACUUCAAAAGUUUUUAAUAUUUUUCAGGUACGACCUGAACCGGAUCCACGAAAAUGCGGCCGCCUAUACCCAAGAGAAAAAAAUGGCGAUUCAUGAGAAUGUACUCAAAUUAUUGUAAAUAUUCUAUAGAGUAAAGUUUAUUGCCAUAAUUGCCUUGUAGAAAGUGCGCUUGUAUUUUUCUUCUACGAGUCUUCAUACCAAAUAAAAUCAGAUUCAAAUACUUAUUUUCUCAUGAUCUCGUUCAGGUUGAAACCUUUACAUAUUUUUUCGUAGAUAAUUAGUUUGAUUUUUCAUCGAAGGGUCCAGAAUGAUAAAGUGGGAAGACUAUUCGAAGCUGUUCAAGCCGAUGACCAAUUCAGAACGUAAGUUUUCCUCCUUUUGCUGAAGUUUCCAACCAAUUUGUGGAUUUCAGUGAGCUGGAAUGAUAUUCAGUUCAAGCAGAUCUACCUCCCCGGCGUCGAGAGCUCUUCUACGCUCGUAGGGGAAGGUUUCUGAUUUCCUUUCUUUUUUUGAUGGUUCAAGCCGAUUGUAGUUGGGGAACCGUCGAAGAGUUGGGCGAAUCGGCAGAUGAAACAAGUCAAGGCUUACCAAGAAUACACCUCCUCGUGUCAGUUUCGCAGCGUUCAGAGAAUUUCGAAGAUUUAUUAGCGGCAGAUUCGAAAUAUUCAUCCCUAGUGUUAUCACCACUGGUUCAAAACAAUCGUGAACUCUUUCUUCGAAACAUCUUAUAUCAGUAGGCCUUGUAAAUAUUUUGAAUCUGUGGUUCAAACUCUACGAAAAUGCUUCGAGCCAGGCGUUCAAAAUGAUUUUCUCUGUGUCCCCUCUCUUCUCUCUCUCUCCUCAACCAACAGCUUGAAACUAAUAACGGAGCAACUUCUAGUGUCUGCUGAAGGGAAAGAAACGCUUUCAAGCUGUAUGCAUGAGAUCACCAACACCCCAGGAACGUUCACUAUCGACAGAAAUGCAGGGUUCUUGAGAAGUUUCAACAAGAAAGUGAACGAACUGUUGCAGAGGUGUCGACAUGAUUCCAGUGCCGGAAAAGCUGUGGACGGACUGUAUUGAAGAUGACGACUGCUGGACCGCGGAUCUUCUGAAUGAGGCUGACCUGGUGAGUCUAUGAAAAAGAAAUGCAUCUUACUUCUUCGGGACAGUCAAAAGAGAAGAAUUUGUGUGAAUUGAGUUUCUUCAUUAUGAUCGUCUUCUCUAACCAAAAAGAAGUUUCCAAUUGGGAAAAUUAAGAAAACACUACUCCAAACGGUUCAACCAACACAAACAUCAAUCAAGUUGCCGCGGUGGAAUGAAACGCUACAAAGAACUUCCGCUUCUGAAGUGACAUCUUUUGUACUUUUUUUUUCAAAAGUUUUCCUUCAAGGGUCACCUCCACUCAUAUGAUUACGAGGCUGUUCUUAACAAAAUCCUGCGGGGGAAAAGCGAUAUCGCCGUCAGGAAACUCGGCGGCGUCUUCACUAGUGCUUUGAGAGAUCUGGAUCCAGACACCAGGUCAGCCUUUUUUAUUGCCAAAUCGAAAAGUAGAACAUCUUUCUAUUUAGAAGCGAAGCGGCCGAGAAAAUUGCACAAAUCCUUCUCGAGUACAAACGACACUAA